Striga asiatica is the source of this 1004-nucleotide messenger RNA. NCBI's taxonomy places the organism in Eukaryota, Viridiplantae, Streptophyta, Magnoliopsida, Lamiales, Orobanchaceae. The record is from the annotation of a GenBank genome assembly.
AAAGAAAGAAGAAAUAAAUUCAAUAUAAUUUAUAUUCAGUUUCUAUAUUGAGUUAUUUUAUCUUCUCCGUUUUUAUAACAUGUACAAAUUAUAUUUGUUUGUAUAGGGGAAAAGCCUUAGCACUUUUCAGCGCUUUCAAGUUUCAACUAUAGCACCCCAAAAGGAGCUAAUUGUGAAUAACUUAGAUUUGUUUCUUGCGCGGAGUAUUAAGUAGAACAAGCUAUGAGCUUCAGUACCACCACCGGGGGCAGCCAAACCUCUAGAACGGCAUUUGAAUUUGGAAGGACUCAUGUUGUCAGGCCAAAAGGGAGGCACCAAGCAACAAUAGUUUGGCUCCAUGGAUUGGGUGAUAAUGGCUCAAGUUGGUCACAGCUCUUGGAAGGCCUUCCCCUUCCGAAUGUCAAGUGGAUCUGCCCAACUGCUCCUACUCGUCCGCUGUCUCUAUUUGGUGGAUUUCCUUCCACUGCCUGGUUUGAUGUAAAAGAACUUUCUGAGAAUGCACCUGAUGAUGUUGAAGGAUUGGAUGCUUCAGCUGCACAUGUUGCAAAUCUCUUGUCAACUGAGCCUGCUGACAUCAAAUUGGGUAUUGGAGGGUUUAGUAUGGGUGCAGCAACUGCUCUGUACUCAGCCACAUGUCACGUUUUUAGCAAAUAUGGGAACACUAACCCAUAUCUGGUUAACCUAAGCUCUGUAGUCGGCCUUAGCGGCUGGCUUCCAUGUGCCAGGACACUAAAGAACCGAAUCCAAGAAUCAAGUGAGGCUGCAGAGCGUGCAACAUCAUUGCCCAUUUUACUAUGUCAUGGCUCUGGUAUAUCGUUUUAUUUAGGAAAAAGCAAUUUACGAUCUGCCGAGGGGUUUGACUAAGCUUGUCUAGAAAAUUCUUUUUAUACAUUGUUUUUUCUAGAGAUUUUUUAGAGCUUAUUGGAUACAUUUCAUAUUGUGUCAGUCAUUAAUUUUGUCAAAUUGCAUGAGGUAGUCUAAGGCUAUGUUUGGUAGCCAAAUAA